AGCCAGCAGCCCUGCGUCGCGACAACACGUCCUUCCCUCGUCCAUCAGCUCGCGCUGCUUGUUCAAGACCUCCGUCUUUGCAAACAUGUCCGCCAUGGCCAUCAAGUCGCAUCCGGGCCUCAAGACGCUGGAGGAGGUCGACACCGAGAUGUACGAGCUCAUCGAGCAGGAGAAGCGCCGCCAGUUCACGUCCAUCGAGCUCAUCGCGUCGGAGAACUUCGCGUCCCGCGCCAUCAUGGACUGCCUCGGCUCGUGCCUCACGAACAAGUACGCCGAGGGCCUCCCGGGCAAGCGCUACUACGGCGGCAACGAGAUCAUCGACCAGAUCGAGAACAUGUGCAAGGCGCGCGCCCUCGAGGCCUACCGCCUCAAGACCGACGAGUGGGGCGUGAACGUGCAGCCCUACUCGGGGUCGCCGGCGAACUUCGCCGUCUACACGGGCCUGCUCCAGCCCCACGACCGCAUCAUGGGCCUCGACCUGCCCAGCGGCGGCCACCUCACGCACGGCUUCUACACCCUCGACAAGAAGACGAUGAGCCGCAAGCCCGUGAGCGCGACGUCCGUCUACUUCGAGAGCCUGCCCUACAAGGUGCACCAGACGACGGGCCUCGUCGACUUCGACGAGCUCGCGAAGAUGGCGGCCAUCUUCAAGCCCGCGCUCAUCGUCUGCGGCGGCUCGGCCUACCCGCGCGACUGGGACUACGCCAAGUUCCGCGAGAUCGCCGACGCGAACGGGUCGCUGCUCAUGAUGGACAUGGCCCACAUCUCGGGCCUCGUCGCGACGCAGGAGGCCAACGACCCCUUCAAGUACUGCGACAUCGUCACGACGACGACGCACAAGUCGCUCCGCGGCCCGCGGUCGGGCAUCAUCUUCUUCAAGAAGGACGCGCGCGGCUUCGAGGACAAGAUCAACAACGCCGUCUUCCCGGCCCUCCAGGGCGGGCCCCACGAGCACCAGAUCGCCGGCGUCGCCGUCCAGCUCAAGGAGACGACGAAGCCCGAGUUCAAGGGCUACGUGCAGCAGGUGAAGAAGAACAUCAAGGCCAUGGCCGCCAAGCUCGUGGACCAGUACGGCUACGCGCUCGCGACGGGCGGCACGGACAACCACCUGCUCCUCUGGGACCUGCGCCCCGCGGGCAUCACGGGCUCCAAGGUCGAGAAGAUCUGCGACGUCGUCCAGAUCACGCUCAACAAGAACGCGGUGCCCGGCGACGUCUCCGCGCUCUCGCCCGGCGGCGUCCGCAUCGGCGCGCCGGCCAUGACGACGCGGGGCCUCGUCGAGAAGGACUUCGAGGCCGUCGCGGACCUCCUCCACGAGGCCGUCCAGCUCGCGCUCAAGAUCCAGGCCGCCGCGCCCUCGAAGAAGCUCGUCGACUUCUCCAAGGCCCUCGUGGGCAACGCGGAGGUCGACGCGCUCCGCGAGAAGGUCAAGGGCUUCGCGUCGUCCUUCGGCAUGCCCGGCCGCCCCUUCGGCAAGUACAACCCCGAGCCGUGAGCGCCGCCCGACCCGCCGGCCGCGCGCCCGGCCGCCCGCCCCCGCCGCGCCGCGCCGCGGGCCCAUGCGCUCCCGGAGAGCCCAUGCGCCCGCGCCUUGUCCGCGACCAGAGAGAGGUAACUCGUGCGCCUCG
Molecule: messenger RNA, 1628 nt
Organism: Aureococcus anophagefferens
Lineage: Eukaryota; Pelagophyceae; Pelagomonadales; Pelagomonadaceae
Gene: GLYM2
Exons: 3
Coding region: 86-1495 (469 amino acids)
Biological process (GO): folic acid metabolic process; L-serine catabolic process; tetrahydrofolate interconversion
Cellular component (GO): cytoplasm
Molecular function (GO): cobalt ion binding; serine binding; pyridoxal phosphate binding
Source: RefSeq, a predicted model, not a curated record